This is a messenger RNA of Corythoichthys intestinalis (scribbled pipefish), 5042 nucleotides long. Its product is annotated as ATPase family AAA domain-containing protein 2-like. Gene Ontology annotation, molecular function: ATP hydrolysis activity; histone binding; chromatin binding. Bases 433 to 4677 code for a protein of 1414 amino acids. The transcript has 30 exons. Gene Ontology annotation, cellular component: nucleus. Lineage: Eukaryota; Metazoa; Chordata; Actinopteri; Syngnathiformes; Syngnathidae. Gene Ontology annotation, biological process: positive regulation of transcription by RNA polymerase II. The record is from RefSeq and is a predicted model, not a curated record.
UGAGCGCGCUCGCUUCAGCUACCAGUGGUGGUACGCCGGACAAACUCACAUGUAUGCUUGCGCCAACUUGAAGCGAACGGCUAAUUAGUUGUCUUUUGUUAUUUCACAAGUUGCGGUCAUGUUACGUGUAAACAUAGUUUACUUUUAGAACCAUGGGCAGUGAGUGCUGUUGGGGUGACGGGGUCCGUGAACAAUUUAAACCUUGGUUCUAUUUGUCCUCGCGCAAGCAGCUCUCUUACCCAACUGCCGCUCUGUUGACGUUUGUGGCGCCAGAAAUCAAGGGCUGAGGGGCGCUUCACUCGUGUGUGUUAGCGGCCGCGAAUAUACGCGUAUCUUUUCGAAGCUGGUGACGUUCAAUUUUAGAUGCAUUUCAGUGCUGUAGUGACCGACAGGCCGUCAUUCGUGCGUUUAUAACUUAGGGCCGGAGUCAACAUGGUAAUACUACGCAGUAGCGGCGGUGGUUUAGUCGUUCAACCGGUGGUAUCAGCUCCAAAUAGGAGGUCGAUGGAGUUGGACACGAGCUCGGAGUUUCUGUCUCUUGUUCCCACUUUGCAGAGAAAAUCUCCCCGGUCAACACGGACCUCCCGUGCUCUGGAUGAUAGCCUGGGCAGCCCUGAGCAUAACAAAGUGACGGCGGGAAGCUGUCUCUACGACUUCCGAAAGACAAGAGGCCAACGGGUCAAGCUAGAGGUCUCCUUUAGUGACAUAGAACCAAAGACUGGAGGCUACCCAACAAGGAAAUCUUCCAGGCUACAGAAGGAAGACAAAUCAUCCUGCGACAAACUUCAAGGGGAUGUUCCAGAUGAGGUUGAAGGAACUUCCACUCCCAAAAGAAGCCGUGUAAACUUAGGGAGCCCUGAAGACGAGGAGGAACACUCUUUACGACGUAGUUCCAGAAUCACCCAAUACAAAUUAAAUUCCCGGAACCAGUCGGUUCUCUAUGACCGCCUCAUCACCAAUACGGCUGAAGCUGUACUACAAAAAAUGGAUGACAUGAAGAAGCUGCGUCGCAGAUUGAACAGCGAAGAAAAGCUAGGUGUAUAUACUCGAGGCAGAGUAAGGCAAUCUCUGAAGACCAAUGUGGACAGUAAGGAUCCCAAGAAUCACCAAGAUGACCACGAUGAAGAGGACGACGAUGAUGACGACGACGAUGAUGAUGAGGAAAUAGAUGACGAUGAUGACAUUGAGGAUGACAUUGAAGAUGAUGAAGAUGCUGUUGAUGAAGAAGACAAUCCAAAGCGUUAUGACUUUAGACAGCGGAAAAAUGUAGUUCUUUACCAGGCACCGCAAGAUGGACCCAGAGAGGCGAGAGAGACCAGGAUGCCAAGAAAGCGCACCAUGUACUUUAAGGAACACUCAUCCCCUACAAGACGCAGAUUCCCCUUUAGCUCCGCAGCUCCUCGGAGUGCCUACAGCAGGAAAAGGACUAGCAGGAAUGAUACUGACAGGAGGAGACAUGCCCUCCACAGUAGCGACUCCACGUCUACUUCCUCCGAAGAUGAGACUUUUCAGAGGAGGAGAUGUAAGAGCAAGAAUAAAAGUAGGGCCAGGUCGGUCAACAGAUGUCUGCCGAUGAACAUUAUGAAAGAUGACUUGCUGGGAAUUCACAAAGAUCGCAUGAAAACUGGGGCUAGUCUUGCGGAUGUUGACCCCAUGCACAUCGACAAAACAGUGCGGUUUGACAGUAUUGGUGGCCUGAGCAGACACAUCGCAUCCUUGAAAGAGAUGGUGGUCUUCCCUCUGCUUUACCCGGAAGUCUUCGAGAGGUUCCACAUUCAGCCGCCCAGGGGCUGUCUAUUCUAUGGGCCCCCAGGCACUGGGAAAACCCUGGUAGCCAGGGCAUUGGCUAAUGAAUGCAGUCAGGGAGAAAGAAAGGUGUCGUUUUUUAUGAGAAAAGGUGCUGAUUGCCUUAGUAAGUGGGUUGGAGAGUCUGAGAGACAGCUACGCCUUCUGUUUGACCAGGCUUACCAAAUGCGUCCGUCUAUCAUUUUCUUCGAUGAAAUUGAUGGUUUGGCCCCGAUCAGGUCCAGUCGACAGGACCAGAUUCACAGUUCUAUAGUGUCGACCCUUCUUGCUCUUAUGGAUGGAUUAGAUGGCAGAGGAGAGAUUGUGGUUAUCGGUGCCACCAACAGACUGGACUCCAUCGACCCGGCUCUCAGACGACCAGGUCGUUUUGACAGAGAGUUCCUCUUUGGCCUCCCUGACAGAGAGGCUAGAAGGGACAUUUUGAAGAUCCAUACCAGAGACUGGACACCUCCACUUGCUAUUAAUUUCCUUGAAGAGCUGGCUGAUAAAUGUGUGGGUUAUUGCGGAGCAGACAUAAAGGCCGUGUGCUCAGAAGCAGCACUGUGUGCACUGCGGCGCCGCUAUCCACAAAUCUACUUCUCAUCACAGAAACUUGUGCUAGAUGUGGAGUCUAUAGCAAUCACAGCUAAAGACUUUAUGUCCGCCAUGUCCAAGAUGGUGCCUGCUGCACAGAGGGCUAUAGUAUCACCUGCCAAGGCACUGUUGCCUGCAAUCCGUCCGUUACUGGGUGCUGCCCUGCAAGAGAUCCUCCACGCAGUCAGUAAAUUGUUCCCGCAUGCCGAACAGGGCUUUAAAAGGAAGCGGACACAAGAUCAGUCUUGUUUGUCUGAGGAUGAUAUUUUAAGUGAAGAUGAGGAGCGAUGUAGUGGACAGACCCCUCAAAAGACCGUUUCAAGGGGAAUCCUCAACAUUGAAAGAAGUGCAUUGAGCCAGCCAACCUCCUACCGUCCCAGGCUGCUUUUGGUGGGUCGACGUGGCUCAGGUCAAAGCUCCUAUCUGGCUCCUGCUGUUCUCCAUGCUCUGGAGAAAUUUACAGUCUACACACUGGACAUGGCAGUGCUGUUUGGAGCCAGUGCAACAGCCCCUGAGGAGACUUGUGCACAGAUUUUUGUGGAAGCGAAGCGGACGUCUCCAAGUGUUCUGUACAUCCCCCACAUUGGACAGUGGUGGGAGACUGUAGGUCCUGCAUUAAAAGCCACUUUCCUCAGUCUACUUGGCUCACUCCCUGCCUUUGCUCCAAUACUGCUACUCGCUACCUGUAGUCUACAGUACUCUGAACUCAGUUUUGAGAUUCAGGAGUUGUUUAGGAUGGCGUAUGGGGAGGUUUACAAUGUUCAAGCACCCAGCAGCCGAGAGAGAAGAAAUUUCUUUCAGGACCUGCUCCUCAAUCAAGCUGCUAAAGCCCCCUCUAAAAAGAAAUCCAGACCCCACUCCUUUGAAGUGCUUCCUGUUGCUCCUCCUCUGCCGCCACGUCAGCUGGAAGAGCAGGAAGCCCGAAAACUGGCGGAACAAGAGGAAGAUACCCUCAGAGAGCUCCGCCUUUUCUUGCGGGAUGUUACAAACCGCCUGUCCCAAGACAAACGCUUUAAGGCUUUUACAAAGCCUGUGGAUUUAGAAGAGGUUCCAGAUUAUGCUGCGGUCAUAAAAAAGCCUAUGGACCUGGCAACUGUGCUUUCAAAGAUUGACCUUCAUCAGUACAUAACGGUCAAAGACUUUCUUCAAGAUGUUGAUCUCAUUUGGCAGAAUGCACUUGAAUACAACCCAGACAGGGACCCUUCAGACCGUCAGAUUCGGCAUAGGGCCUGUGCGCUGAAGGACACUGUGCAUGCCAUCAUACGACAUGAAUUGGAUGAAAAUUUUGAAAAGAUCUGUGAUGAAAUCAAAGAUUCACGCAACAAUAGAGGUUGCUCUGUUGCACAAUAUGCUCCCUCCUUUUACCAUGUCCUCCCCAAACAGGCCAAACCUCUGACUGAAGCAAAAAUGGUUGACAAGACUACACAAAGAGAGCAGGCAAAAACCACAUCUGUGCCAACUCCUAGUAGUACAACCUCUACAUAUAGUUCCCCUAAAAGCACGGCGCAGAGAAAGAAACGUCGGAGGAGUCGCUGGUCCUAUGGGAUCUUUGCAAAAAAGACAUCUUCCUCAUCUCAUGUCCCCAAAGAGAAUAUGCACUUAGUCACUGAUAAUGAUGAUGCAGAUGAAGAAACUGAAAUAGAGAAAGCAAUGACAACGCUCAAUGAAGAUGAAGACAAGUUUAGAACUGCUAUGAAGGAUGGUAUUCAGAGUGAAUGUGAAAAAAGGAUUGCUGAGGAGCAAGCACAAGACAAAAUAAUAGACAAAGAUCCGUCCGAUUUAGAAGUUAUCCCGGAAAACCUAGUUGGGCACAGUUCAAUGAGCAUUGAAGGACAUAACAAAGGAGAGUUAGACACAGGUGAUCAAACAUGCAGCUGGACCCUGACACAAGAAAGUAACUGCAAGAUCACAGCACAAGAGCCUCAACCAAUGGAUGUGGUUACCAUAGGCAAUGCCAUCACAGAGCACUCUGGAGUUCUCAAAGGAGAUAAGAACGCCUGUGCAGAGGGGAGCAUGAGGCGCAUGACCAGGCCCUCAAAGAACAAUGUUCUGCAGUCACAGUUGGAUCUGUUAAAAGCUCCGCAGAUCAGAGAUCAAGAAAUGCCUUCAUUGGUAGUGGACAGGGACAAAUUAAAGGAGCUACUGGACAAAGUUGUGACUAAAACUGAUGGUUAUGAGGUCCACAAGUUGGAGAAACUCUAUGCUCUACUCUGCCAAUGUGUCUACAGACACAGAAGAGACCACCACAAAGCUGUGUUAAUAGAGGAGUUGGAGCAAGAGAUCGAUGACUUCUGUUGACAGUUUUAAAGGAAGAAUGUGACAUUUUUAAAUAAUAGUGCACAUAAUUCUUACAUCAUGUUCAGCACCCACAGUGAUAAAAACACACAACCAGUGGUUCUAUUGUAAUACUUUCGCGCAUAAAGUGAAUCUUUGUAUUUACUAUUGUUUUUAUUUAAUAAAUGGCUUCCUGUUCAUAUAUAAUGUUUUAUGUUUGUUUCAGUCUUUGGCGGCUAUUGACUGCACUAGACGGCCAUUUUAUUAACUCCCAGUCAAAUUGGGCGUCUAGUGCCGUAAAUGGAAUUGAUGACAUCGCGAUAACUUUGCCCUGAAAGAUUAUCUCAAAAGUUGCCAUUGUUUGAUGAAAGAAGCAAUUAGUUGCAAUU